UCCCAAGAUGGCGGCAGCGGUGGCGCUCGGGAACCCGCGGCACCGUCCCGGCUGCUGAGGCGGGUCCCGCACGGCUGGUGACGGACGGGCCAGGCCGAGGACCGGCGAACGGGCGGCCGCCGCCUAUACGCGCCCCGCGGCCGGGGCUAGGCCGUGCCGCGGCGGCGCUGGGGGAUGCUCGUGCUGGGCCGGGCCUCUCCCUUCUCAACUUAGGGCGGCGGCGGGCCCGCUCCCCUGGCUCCCAGGCCAUGGCGCUGAGGGAGCUCAAAGUGUGUCUGCUGGGGGAUACAGGUGUAGGUAAAUCAAGUAUUGUGUGGCGGUUCGUGGAAGACAGUUUUGAUCCGAAUAUCAACCCAACAAUAGGAUCCUCCUCUUAUCGACAUCUGCCCUAUUAGUGCACUGAAACCACUGUUGCAGAGUUUAACAUCAGCUCGUGAAUGGCCAAGGCAUCUUUUAUGACCAAGACCGUCCAGUACCAGAAUGAGCUGCAUAAAUUCCUAAUCUGGGAUACGGCUGGACAAGAACGAUUUCGUGCCUUAGCGCCGAUGUACUAUCGCGGCUCGGCUGCAGCUAUAAUUGUUUAUGAUAUCACAAAAGAAGAGACAUUUUCAACAUUAAAGAAUUGGGUAAAAGAGCUUCGACAGCACGGCCCACCCAAUAUUGUAGUUGCCAUUGCAGGAAAUAAGUGUGAUCUUAUCGACGUAAGAGAGGUCAUGGAGAGAGAUGCUAAGGACUACGCCGACUCCAUCCAUGCAAUUUUUGUAGAGACCAGCGCAAAAAACGCGAUAAACAUAAACGAACUCUUUAUAGAAAUUAGUCGAAGAAUUCCAUCCACUGACUCCAACCCGCCUUCCGGUGGAAAGGGCUUCAAACUCCGAAGACAGCCUUCGGAGCCGAAACGGAGCUGCUGCUGACUGAGCCUCGGCCUCCAGGCUCAACGGUGAAGUAGGUGGUCCUGAAAGUUAGCGGGAGGGCUGGAGCCCUGUCGCCAGGGGUCGCCUCGCCGGUCUUGUAUCUUCUUCGGGCAACAAGGAUUCACAGGAAUUGACCGGUUCUGUUUCCUCUCUGGAGACUGCAGCAAUAAUAUUUCAGUCUGUGGACUUCUCUUCUGUAAAGAAUCUCUGGUGUACAAAGGGACUACAUCAUAGGCUUUUGACCUUGCUGAGAAGGAGUGUAUAAUUGUAUAGAUGGUAGGAUUAAAUUGUUGAGUAGUUUUGUAAUCAAGAGUUUAUGUAACAUUUGUAAAGGGAAAAUUAGCACUUUUGUGGUUCUUAAGGGAAGAAAAAGACCUUGUGGAGAUGAUCAUUUCCUUGGUUUCCCAUUGGUACCCAUGAUACCAUUUCCUUGGUGGCAUUUAGAACGUGGUCGGUUGUCAUGAAUGGAGGGAUGGCAGUUCUUAUUAUUUGAAGCUAAAAUGGAUUAUUUAUAAGGGCUGACGGAGAUGGUUUCACCCCUGCCGUCUCUAAAGCACUUUGCAUUGGGUACAUCAGCCCAGGACAUGCACAGUAAACUCACAGCAGCAGGUGCAUGCCUCACCCUGGGUUUGCAUGUGUCACCAGGCACAUUAUUGGCACCUUUGUAAGGAAGCUGUCGCGAUCAAGGUGGUGGUGGUAGAGAAGCUGCCUGGAAUAAAUUGAAUUGCAGAUGAUCAAACUGACUAGCAGUGGUUUACAAAGAGAAGAAGAGAGAAAGUAAAGAAAGUGGUGUAAAUGCUGUCAAUUUUUUAUUUAACCGAGAUAUUUUGGUGGGGGAGACAAUGAUCUGUUGCUUAGCAUAUGUAAAGUUGUAGUCUAUAUUUACGAGACCAUUGCUUACAGAUUAUAAAUUAUGUAAAUACAUUAACAAAUUCUGUGUUUCAUUCAACACUCCAUUUACUCUCGUACUGUGCCCGCCCAUUUCGCAGCCUGUGCACAGGAGGCUCCUUGAAGCACGUUGACCUGGUGCAAAAGCUUAGAGCGCGUGGCUUGUGAUCGGUCAGGAUUUCUCUGCCUUCCCUCCCGCCGCCCCCGCCCCUCCAGUCCCAUCUGGAAAUCAUUGUGAAGACGGUAUGCCACUUUGACAAGCCUGACUAGCCCUUCCUAGCUUCGGGGCAAAAGGUUAAGGUCCCGAGCUCUCCACAUUUACCUACCUGGUCUUGGGGGUAAGUUUCUUUUAGCUUUUACAGCGACCUCAGGCCAGCUGUUUUGAGAGAGCUUUCCUUGUUAACAAUUUAGCCUGUCUUUCCGUUUCCCCUGUUUUCCCCUGCCUCUCUUAGUGGUUAAAGCUCUUUUCCCUCAGGGAGCCUACUGAGGUUUUUAAUGUAAUCUAAAAAUAAAGCACUAAAGUGAAGUUGGUGAAAAUUUGUUCCUGGUCUAAUUUGGCACCCUUCCAACAUGAGUAUUGUAAGGGAAGGAAAUGUACAAGAUUGAAUAGGAAAUGAAACAGUUUGAAUUUCAAACUAAAUUGUGCUUUCAGAGCUAUCCUUAAACUGAACAGUUGAAACUUUUAAAACUAAUGGUUAUUUCUUUGUGCCCCCCACUUGAUACGGUUAGAUUGUAAUGGGAAAAUUAUAACUCAGAUUAAGUAAAAAACGAUUCCCUUUCCCCUGGUGUAUGUCUUAAGCAUUUGGAAUUGCUUAUUCUCUUAUCGAAAUCAUAUAGAAGGAACGUUGGUAGUGAAAAGUCUAAUGUUUUGUUUAAAAUACGUGUGGACUCUGUGCCCCUGCAGCAUCUAGCGUCCUUCCCAGCGUGAAAUUAGCAAGCUUUCAGAGAGAAUGCCUGAUUCCAAAGGCUGGGCUCUUCACACCUGAAGGUGGUUUGGCUUUGUUUCAUAUACUUCGAAAUGGAUCCGGCCAUCAGGCCACUGCCCUGGUUUGUCCCUAACAUUCCCACUGCUGGGCCUCUAUCUCCAUGACAACAACAUAAAACAAAGGUUGCUGGAUUCACGGAGAGGCGACGCGUGUGUGGCCCUUUCCCUCUUUUUUCACCAAAAGAUCACACAAAUCUGUGACCUUCACAUGUUUUCAACCAAAGCUGUCAGUCAGCGUGGAUGAUUUCAUGACGUCUGGGUGCACAGGGAAAGGCAAAGUGCCUCGGUGCCUCUCUGAUUGGUAAGCCCUCCGAAUGCCUCUCGUCCUAUUGUGACAUUUACUGCACGGAGCCCAGAACGGGUCCCUCCUUCAGCCCUCCGCAGCCGCCUUCUCAUCCUGAUUUCUCGUUCUCCUUCCCAUGUGUUCCUCAUGCGUUUCAGGGCCUCUCUUGCUCUCAUUUUCCUCGGUCUGUCUCAGAAAUUGCCAUGGCUGUUUCUCAUGUGGUGUCUUUUUAAUGCUUAACAAUAACAACUACACAUUGCUUUCUCAGAAUUCAUAAUUCAUACUCGAUGAGAACAGGGGAAAAAUGUUUUCAGUUAUCUUGUUUGCUUCUCAAAUGCAGAGACGAAUAUUAAAGUCAGAAACAGUGUUUUAUUUUGAGCCCACAUUGGAUUAUUCACCUAAAGAGUGAUCUAGUACACGUUUUAUAUAUUCUUUAUUCUUAUUUCUUAUUAUGAGAAAAUUCUAGAUUGUAUAAGAAUUGAGACAUAGCCCAUCUAUAAAACUCUUCUUUUGGUUCUCUUAUGACGCAGGGCCAUCUUUAAAAACUUUGGGGACUGAAAAGAGAAAAAGCAUUAAUUAGCUGCAAGUGUAUAUUGAUUCUUCUCAGAGAAAUGGAAAUCAGCUCUUCGCAGGUGUCCAAUCUUAGUAACCAUUGGUCUUAAGAACUCUCCUUUCACACAAGUGUUUUUCUGAUUCUGUGAUAACUCAUUAACUGUCAUUUGGUGAUUAAAAGAACAUACAGUAUGGGUAUGAUUAAGUGUCCUUCAUUUUAAACUCUCUUUAAGAAGUGAUUAGGGAGAAGUGCCUAUCACAGGCCCUUCUGGUUCCAAAUGAAACCUCCAUCACCUGCUUUUCAACCACAGGCCACGUUCUACACAUAGCAAAGGAAAGGUUUGAUUCCUUUAGAAUAACACACUUCCUGGUCGCCUGUGUGUGAUUUUGUUUGAGGUGCCUGCUUCCCGUUGUACACAGGCUUCCUGGAUUCCUCCCCACGUCUGAAAGGAUUGACCCUCCUCUGUUGGAGGCCCGACCUCCUCUAAGUGGGCUGGUGUCCUUCUUGAGGUUGUCGGGUUUUAUUAUUUCUAAAUAUAUAAAAAGGGAAAGAAAACCACAUUUAAUUUCAGAACUUCUCUUUACGUUUUGUGUUUAUUUCUUUUCUGUUCUCAAGAAGGAAAAUAGGUCUAGGAGACCUUCUAAAUUAAACUCUGGGAGAUAGAAUAAUGAAACUAUCUUCAGACGACUAUUCCAUGGCUUUCCUGGAGGCGUCAAACCAGCGUAUCUGUACUGUUAUGGCGUUGUGUUAAAAUGGGCAGAUUUAAUUCAAUCUACACUGCGCUAAUUGGCAUGUCAGCCUCAGAGCUUGAAAAGGCAUUUGUUCACUGUUACAUGCAUCUUUUUACAGGCUGAGAGUAAGUUGCAAAAGAGGUUGUAUAAAUUCUUACAAGCAUUUUUUCACUUGUUUUUUUCAGAACACGCUGAGAAAGUGAUUCAUGGCCCCUUAGUGUAUAAGAAAAUACACGCACAGUGUGUUAUGUGUAUGACAGACGAGCCCCCUACACAUUCGGAUGUCUUUGCAAGAACCUGUAUAAGUAAUGAGAAAAUCCUUUCCUUCUGGGGAAAAGUUAUUAGAAUCCCCUUAACUCUGAUCUGUACUAGGUACCUGCUGUAGAACAUCUGGGGGAGAAAUGACAGCCCACAGACUCAGGCUGGCUCUUCUCUCCCAACUCAUUAGGCUGCAAGUGUUCCUCCUGUCUCUGUAAUGAAAGUUAAACAACAGUGAUAAGCUAGAGAGUGGAAACCUGUCAAAAUUCUUCAUUAUUUAAAUUUGUUUUAAAGGGACUAUAGCAGCAUGACUUGUUUGACUACAAGAGAUCGUCUACCUCUUAACAGUUAAUAUUUUUUAAAAGAAGAAGCUAAAUGUACCUUCAAGGGUCAGGCUGUGACUAUAUAUAUACCUGCCCUCAGUUAGCUUGGUCCAUCAAAAAUUUUUAAAUGAUUCAAGGUAAUGUUUAGGAGAUGUGUUUUAACACCUGUGGUACUAUGAUUGAAACAAACAAACAAACAAAAAAACAGUCCAAGCAACAAAUUUAUCCAGGAGAUAAACAUGAUACUGUAUAGUCUUAGCAAAGGGAGGCGGAGGUGGAAUUUAGCCUUGGACUGAAAGAAGUGACCUCUGCCCAUUUCUCUUGCUUGUCUUGACUUCCAGUAAUAGAAAUCCAGGCCAUGUGGUUAUCCGGUUUUCAUGAAAUAUUAAUGGAAUUCUGGGGCAUUUGUCCUGUUAUAUGUGCAAAUGAAAGUCUAAAAAAAAAUUAGGAGGGUAUUACAUUCUUCAGGAGCCCCCACUUUUUCAGUCUAAGAGAAUGAUAAGUGAGCAACCUGUUACUGAUGAAGUUUCAUUAGGCAUAAUGAAGAAAGAGAAUAAAUAGAACCGAGAAUCUCCAUCUUUCUCAGUGUGUCCUUCAGGAUUCUCCUAGCAUGUAAGGAAAAUGAUUUACUUCCCAAAUCGAGAAGGACUUCCAGGGGCAUAGAUCAACUUUGAUUUUUGGUCUGUACCAUCAGAAAUAACUAAUAUCUGUGUUCUUUCCUCUUAGAGUAUAAUCAGUUCCAGAUAGGCUAGAACUGUUCGUAGCUUUCAAACAAAAGAUUCAGAAGUUUAAUAAAAAGAAAAAUCUGAAAUCUUCCAUCUUUUCCUUUCAUUAUCUUGAACAUUUUAGAUAGAUAGUAAGAUUAGGAUGUGUCAUCAGUAGAUACUAGAAUUAAAACCAUGGAGUCUUAAAAAAUUAAACAGAAAUUUUAAAAAACUCAUGGCCAGUUCAUUUUCAGAUCGGUGUGCAUGGUCCUGGCGUCCGGUGCCUCAUCAAAAUGCUUCAUAAUUGAAACAAACUUCUGGGUAGCUUUCCACGAACAGGAAUUCAAGUGCCAGGAAUUCAGCCAGUUAAUGGGAAAUCCUCAGAUAGGAAUGAUUUUUUGGAAGAGCCUUCUCUAAUUGGCAGUUUUAAACUGUAGACCUUAAUCAUCCCCUUUGCAAUCCUGCAAAAGGAACAGAAUGCUCCGGUUUCGAUGCACCUUCUCGAUUCAGGAACUUUUUCGUGUUUCCAGAAGCAAAUUGUUUAAAGCGGUGCUUCAGAGGAAAUCAUCUUUAAAACAGCAUUUCACACACAGGGCUGACAAUCUUUACUCAGAAUUGCACUUAUCCAAGAAACUCCCCGUCUUAUGUCACGGAGAAAAGCCGAGCACCCGUUCUUCGCCUGGGCAAGCCCAGCACCCAGUGAGCACCAGCUAGAGUGGGACAGGCCCGGGGGCGAGGUGGAGCACGCCCCCUCCCACUUCAGGAAUCGUCAGCACCCAGCAGCGUGUGACAUCAAUUGGAGCUUAACCCUUAAUUCAUCGUUAUUAAUUUUUUCAUGAAAUUUAUACUUGAAUCAUCAGUUUCACCCACUGGAAAAUGUUGAAAGUGGGGCUUGAACUUGUGUACCUCCGCUGACUCUGCCUCUGCGGUUAUUACCUAGUUUAGGAAACUUUCUUAAUGGGGGUCAUGCACGUGCUGUCCAAGCGACUGGUCGAUUCAGCGUGGGGACAAUUAGCAGCAGCUGGCUAGUCAGAGCGACUGACGGGUGGCUGUUCUUCAAACCAUUUGUUGUACUGUGUAGACGGAGCUUUAUUGCCCUGGAAAAGAUUUUUUUUUUUUUUUUUUUUUACUCUCAUCCAGCCUCUCAGUCUUUCCAUCAUCUCCCUUUAUGAGUCACUCACAUGAUUGUCGAUCAUGCCUCUGACCGUCUUAAGAACGGACGUCUUGCCUUCUCUGCGAUCGAAGCCGACUUCUUGGCCUUAUUUCUCUUCUUCUCAUUUUGCUGCGGGCUCUCCCUUAAAGACGCAGGGCGCCAGCCGCCUCCUCAGCGCGUGUGACAUGCCUUCCCAUGCCGCCUUACCUGGUCGCAGCGGUAAAGUUUGCCCACCACAUCCAACAGGGGAAGCAGUAGGCAACCUGUACUGUCAGAUCACACAAAGGCUAAUUUUAGGGGAAGAAAUCCAAUAUUUCCAGCGAGGAAAAGGGCAGUACUAGCUUACAGUGGCAACAUGGCUGCGGAACAAAAUGUUUCUUACCGCGGGCGAUGAGGCAGUUUAAGUGUCAGCACCUCGCUUAGUUUGUAAUAGAACAUUUGUUAAAGUAUGUAAAACCCCAAGUCUAAAGUCUUGGAGAGAAACGGCUGUGGAGAUGAGCCUAGACAUUUAAAAAAAAAAAAAAAAAAAGCUAAGCCGUUGUACCAGCAAUUCUUAUUUCUCCUAAGAAUGUCAUGCCUUUUCAAGACCUGAUGCAAGGAGUAAGAUAUUUGUGCCUUUCUAUAAUAGCGUCUAUUAUGAAAAAAAUCAAGUUGCUUACAGUUUAGGCCGCCUUGUUGCACUACAAACAGCCCAAAUUUGUAGCCGUGGCUUCUCUGCAUGACGCAUCGCUUGAUUACCUGUGAUGAAAUAUUGUAAUGAUGGUUUGCCAAGCUUAUAUGGAUGUUUGAAGACUUUAUUUUUGCAGUCUUAACCUUGGGCUGGACCUAAGUCUAUAUAUAAACUGUAUGAUGUCUGUACUGUUUGUAGAUGCUGACGAAAGAAAACUUGAUCUUUUGAUUUUUGUUGUAAGAUUUUUCUUUUUACAUUUAGGCUGGUAGUAGAUAGUUGCAGUGGUGGUUGAUUUGGCAUACUUUUAAACUGUAUUGUUUUAGCUUGAAUAUUCUAUACUAAACUUUUAUAGAGUAUAACAUGCUAAGUCACUACAAAAUUUGUUGUAUUGUAAGGAGAGUGUAAACAUUUUGUUAAUAAAAAUGCUAUGUUUCCAGAUAUA
Messenger RNA from Lagenorhynchus albirostris (white-beaked dolphin), 7904 nucleotides. It is a transcript of the gene RAB22A, whose product is annotated as RAB22A, member RAS oncogene family. Gene Ontology annotation, molecular function: GTP binding; GTPase activity. The transcript has 8 exons. The coding region runs from base 438 to 914 and encodes 158 amino acids. The record is from RefSeq and is a predicted model, not a curated record. Lineage: Eukaryota; Metazoa; Chordata; Mammalia; Artiodactyla; Delphinidae.